Pan troglodytes (chimpanzee) is the source of this 5060-nucleotide messenger RNA. RefSeq names its product teashirt zinc finger homeobox 3 (gene TSHZ3). NCBI's taxonomy places the organism in Eukaryota, Metazoa, Chordata, Mammalia, Primates, Hominidae. Gene Ontology annotation, molecular function: DNA binding; DNA-binding transcription factor activity, RNA polymerase II-specific. The record is from RefSeq and is a predicted model, not a curated record. Bases 217 to 3462 code for a protein of 1081 amino acids. Gene Ontology annotation, cellular component: nucleus. Gene Ontology annotation, biological process: regulation of transcription by RNA polymerase II. The transcript has 2 exons.
CUUCUUCCCUCCGCACGUUCGGGGUUCGCGGCGGAGCGCGGCGCGGGGGGGACGCGGAGAGCCUGGGCGCAGCAGCAUCCUGCGGGCGGCCGCUCUCCGGGGGGGAGGCUGAGAGCAGGCCCGCCUCGCCCCCCCGCGGGCCCGCCGCCCCUCCCUCCCUGUCCUCAGCCCGGCAGCGGCGGCGGCGGCGGCAGUGGCAGUCGCCGGAGAAGCAUCAUGCCGAGGAGGAAGCAGCAGGCGCCCCGGCGCGCAGCAGCCUAUGUUUCCGAAGAGUUAAAGGCUGCUGCCCUGGUGGACGAAGGUUUAGACCCAGAGGAACAUACGGCAGAUGGAGAGCCCUCGGCCAAGUACAUGUGCCCGGAGAAGGAGCUUGUCAGGGCCUGCCCCAGCUACCAGAACUCCCCGGCCGCCGAGUUUUCCUGCCACGAAAUGGACAGCGAGUCACACAUCAGUGAGACCAGUGACCGAAUGGCUGACUUUGAAAGCGGCUCCAUCAAGAACGAAGAGGAGACCAAGGAGGUCACGGUCCCACUGGAAGACACGACUGUGUCGGAUAGCCUGGAGCAGAUGAAGGCUGUGUACAACAACUUCCUCUCCAACUCCUACUGGUCCAACCUCAACCUCAACCUGCACCAGCCCUCCUCGGAGAAGAACAACGGCAGCAGCAGCAGCAGCAGUAGCAGCAGUAGCAGCUGUGGCAGCGGGAGCUUCGACUGGCACCAGAGCGCCAUGGCUAAGACGCUGCAGCAGGUGUCACAGAGCCGCAUGCUCCCGGAGCCCAGCCUCUUCAGCACCGUGCAGCUGUACCGGCAAAGCAGCAAGCUCUAUGGCUCCAUCUUCACGGGGGCCAGCAAGUUCCGCUGUAAGGACUGCAGCGCUGCCUACGACACCCUGGUGGAGUUGACGGUGCACAUGAACGAGACGGGGCAUUACCGCGACGACAACCAUGAGACCGAUAACAACAACCCCAAGCGCUGGUCCAAGCCUCGCAAACGUUCCUUGCUGGAAAUGGAAGGGAAGGAAGAUGCCCAGAAGGUGCUGAAGUGCAUGUACUGUGGCCACUCCUUUGAGUCCCUGCAGGAUUUGAGUGUCCAUAUGAUCAAAACAAAACACUACCAAAAAGUGCCUCUGAAGGAACCCGUCACUCCUGUCGCCGCCAAAAUCAUCCCUGCCACUCGGAAGAAAGCUUCCCUGGAGCUGGAGCUCCCCAGCUCCCCGGAUUCCACAGGUGGAACCCCCAAAGCCACCAUCUCAGACACCAACGAUGCACUUCAGAAGAACUCCAACCCUUACAUCACGCCAAAUAAUCGGUACGGCCACCAGAAUGGGGCCAGCUAUGCAUGGCACUUUGAGGCCCGGAAAUCGCAGAUCCUGAAGUGCAUGGAGUGUGGGAGCUCGCAUGACACCCUGCAGGAGCUCACUGCCCACAUGAUGGUCACUGGCCACUUCAUCAAGGUCACCAACUCUGCUAUGAAAAAGGGGAAGCCCAUUGUGGAGACGCCUGUCACACCUACCAUCACAACCCUGCUGGACGAGAAGGUCCAGUCCGUGCCCCUGGCAGCCACCACCUUCACGUCCCCCUCCAAUACACCUGCCAGCAUCUCCCCAAAACUGAAUGUGGAGGUCAAGAAGGAAGUCGACAAGGAGAAAGCGGUCACUGACGAGAAACCUAAGCAAAAAGACAAGCCUGGCGAAGAAGAGGAGAAGUGUGACAUCUCUUCCAAAUACCAUUACUUGACUGAAAAUGACUUAGAAGAGAGUCCCAAGGGGGGGCUCGAUAUCCUCAAAUCCUUGGAAAACACAGUGACAUCCGCAAUCAACAAGGCCCAGAACGGCACUCCUAGCUGGGGGGGCUAUCCCAGCAUCCAUGCCGCCUACCAACUUCCCAACAUGAUGAAGUUGUCCCUGGGCUCGUCGGGAAAGAGCACGCCCCUGAAACCCAUGUUUGGCAACAGUGAGAUUGUCUCCCCGACGAAAAACCAGACCCUGGUCUCUCCACCCAGCAGCCAGACGUCCCCCAUGCCCAAGACAAACUUUCAUGCCAUGGAGGAGCUGGUGAAAAAGGUCACUGAGAAAGUUGCCAAAGUGGAGGAGAAGAUGAAGGAGCCGGAUGGGAAGCUUUCCCCGCCCAAGCGGGCCACUCCCUCCCCAUGUAGCAGCGAAGUCGGGGAACCCAUCAAGAUGGAGGCGUCCAGCGAUGGGGGCUUCCGCAGCCAGGAGAACAGCCCCAGCCCCCCGCGGGAUGGGUGCAAGGAUGGGAGCCCCCUCGCUGAGCCGGUGGAGAAUGGCAAGGAGCUGGUGAAGCCCCUAGCCAGCAGUUUGAGUGGCAGCACGGCCAUCAUCACCGACCACCCACCUGAACAGCCUUUUGUUAACCCUUUGAGCGCCCUGCAGUCAGUCAUGAACAUUCACCUGGGCAAGGCCGCCAAGCCCUCCCUGCCUGCCCUGGACCCCAUGAGCAUGCUUUUCAAGAUGAGCAACAGCCUGGCGGAGAAGGCCGCUGUGGCCACCCCGCCGCCCCUGCAGUCCAAGAAGGCAGACCACCUCGACCGCUAUUUCUACCACGUCAACAACGACCAGCCCAUAGACUUGACAAAAGGGAAGAGUGACAAAGGCUGCUCCUUGGGUUCAGUGCUUCUGUCACCCACGUCCACAGCCCCGGCAACCUCCUCAUCCACGGUGACAACGGCAAAGACAUCUGCCGUCGUAUCAUUCAUGUCAAACUCGCCGCUACGCGAGAAUGCCUUGUCAGAUAUAUCCGAUAUGCUGAAGAACUUGACAGAGAGCCACACGUCAAAAUCCUCCACUCCUUCCAGCAUCUCCGAGAAGUCUGACAUUGACGGGGCCACUCUGGAGGAGGCUGAGGAGUCGACGCCUGCCCAGAAGAGGAAGGGCCGCCAGUCAAACUGGAACCCCCAGCACCUCCUGAUCCUCCAGGCCCAGUUUGCCGCCAGCCUCCGGCAGACCUCAGAAGGGAAGUACAUCAUGUCAGACCUGAGCCCCCAGGAGCGGAUGCAUAUCUCCAGGUUCACCGGGCUGUCCAUGACCACCAUCAGCCACUGGCUGGCCAACGUGAAAUACCAGCUUCGAAGGACAGGUGGAACAAAGUUCCUCAAAAACUUGGACACUGGCCACCCCGUCUUCUUUUGUAACGACUGCGCAUCCCAAAUCAGGACUCCUUCCACGUACAUCAGUCACCUAGAGUCACACUUAGGCUUCCGGCUACGGGACUUAUCCAAACUGUCCACCGAACAGAUUAACAGUCAGAUAGCACAAACCAAGUCACCGUCAGAAAAAAUGGUGACGUCCUCCCCCGAGGAGGACCUGGGGACCUCCUAUCAGUGCAAACUUUGCAAUCGGACCUUUGCCAGCAAGCACGCUGUUAAACUUCACCUUAGCAAAACACACGGGAAAUCUCCGGAAGACCACCUUCUGUAUGUCUCUGAGUUAGAGAAGCAGUAGCAUUUGCUUUUGAUAGAAAGGACUGCAGUUUGCUUUGAGGGAAACUGUGGAAGGCACCUUCAGGCCCCCUCUGACUUGUUGUUCUUGGCACAUGUUCUUACUUUAACUGCAGAGAAUCACUCUGGGCUGGACUGUUUUGUAUAACUGUACAGUGUUUAAUAGAGGUGCAUAAUCAGCUGUUGUUACUGGUAAAAUAUGAAGGUUAAAAUGCAGUGGUAAGUGUUUGGAACUUUGUGUAAACGGGAUUUAGUUGUGAGCAUCUUCCCGAUGCUUCAAGCUGCAUGCAUUAACAGACAGUUUAAUUAAGCAUUUAUAACGGAAUCAGGCACACUUUUUCCACGAGACUCGAGUGUGCUGGCAUUUCUCACCCUUUCAUCUUUAGCCCUCUGAGUACUUUGAAGCACUUUUGCAUUAAUUUGGUUAAAAAAUAAAAUAAAAUAAUAAUAAUGUAUGAAGCUCUGUUUUUUAAACUCCUUACCAGCUUAGUUAUAAUGAAUAAUAUGAACCUCCAUUUAUGCAGGUCUGCAGGGGUAUAACACGCCUUGAAAUUUAAAAGAAUAUUAUUUUCACAUUGAAACAUAGAUGUAUAUAUUGUAUAGAUUUCAGACUCUCUUAUGAAAAAAAUGUGAUUGUGGUUAAAUGACCUUUUUCUUGCAUUUAUAGCAACAGUGUUUUAUGCACCUGCUAUGCUCUGGGCAUAAGCUGUGCCUAUGUAUAGUGUAUAUUUCUUUUUUUCUUUUUUUAAGGUCUAUGGGUUUUGUUUUUUACAUGCAAACAUUGUAAAUUAUACAGAAGAUACCACAGAUAGCAUUUAUAAAGUAUACAGAAACAUUAUCUGAAAGCAAAGUAUGAUAGUUUGUUUUGCUAUACAGUACAUCUAUAUUGAUAGAGGUUCAUGUUUAAAUUAUACAUAUUUAUUAGCAUCAUAUUGUCAUUUGUUUUGAGCAGUCUGAAUAAAUGAGACCGGGAAAGACAUCCCUGGCAGGCAUCAGAACUAUUUUGCACAUGAUUUUUAAAGGUAUUUAUUAGAAAUCAAAGAACACUCAAAAUAAACUCAGUGCUCAAAGGGUUAAGUCUAUUUGAAAAGGUUAAAAAAAAGAACAAAAAAAAAAAGAACUUGUACUGUAUUUCCUAAACAUUGAUAAAGCCUUUAAAAUGUUUGUACUGUAAUACUUUGCUUAAAAGUCAUGAGGCAUUCUGUGAUCCAACCUCUUUCACUUAUUUAUAAGCCCUCUUGGUUGCUAUUCCAUAUUGUAGGAUGCCUUUCUAUUUCAAUUGGUAACUUUCUGUUUUGUUCUUCCUAAUUAUUCUCCCAAGAUCCCACACUGCAGCUUUAUCUUUAGGCUUAUGAAAGGUAACCCGUGGUUACCGGCUCUCCAAGUGAUUCUGUUCUCCUCCAUUUUUGGCAGUUAAUUUGCAGAAGUAACUGACAGCUGACACCAUAUGAGAACCUUUGUAUAAAAUAUUGGCAUGUAAACAGCACAGACACCGUAACACACUCUGUGCCCUGUUUGGUUGUUGACAAUGAAGCACCAUUAUGUGACUCUUCAUAUAACCCUUUUUUCUACGGCAGCAUUAAAAUUGUCUUUUUGCUAUAA